CUAUGCCUGUCAAAAGAGUUAAGCCUCUGAGACUUUGAGCCUUGUCAAAUCACAAUUCACACCUUCCAAACUCUCUCUCUUUCUAGCAGAAAUCUUGUGUGGGGGCCCUUCUCUGACUUAGCCUGCAGUGUUGGACUUCCCAACUAUUUUGAUCUACCCGAUUGUCUUUCACAAGUAGAUAAAGAAGAAAAUAGGCAAGAUACAGUUUCAGAUAUCUCCAUUUCAAGCAACAAGCACAGUUGAAAAUGUCAACAAAUGAGUUUGAGUUCUUAAAGAUUGAGAAAUACAUUCUGAAAGUGCAUAUGAAUUGCCAAGGGUGCAUGCAGAAAGUGAGGAAACUCCUCCGGAAAAUUGAAGGUGUUUAUCAAGUAAGCAUAGAUGCAGAAGAGCAGAAAGUCACUGUAACAGGUAGUGCGGAUUCUGCUACAUUGAUCAAUGAGCUGGUCAGAUCUGGUAAACAUGCAGAGCUUUGGUUUCCAAGUUCCCAAAAGAUGCAAGCCAAAUUAACCGAUGAUGACAAUAACCAGAGCCAAACCCAAUAUCUGACUAAUGACCUAAAUGCCUACAAAGAUCAUUACCUCCUCCCCAACUUCUUAGGCAGAGAAGAUGUUGAGUGGGCAUCUGAUUGGAAUUUUAAUCACAGUAGGGGGACCGAGGCAGUGAUAGAUGGUGAAUUCGAUCAAAAUUUGAUAGCAGCAAUGCAAAAUGUAGGUAUGGGUGAGGAUGGAGUCACAAUUGGCAAUCAUGACAAAGUGGAAAACAGCAUGUCACCAGUAAGCAGCCUCGCAGCUUUUCAUCGCAAUGGUGCUGGUUUUGUUGGCUUAGGAGGUCAUGAAUUUGGCCAUGGGUAUCAAGAUAUUUCUACAGGGAUUAAGACUUAUGUGUACGACCAUCCAUCGUCGAUGAUGAUGACCAAUGGACAGGGGUACCCCGACAUCUAUCCACCAACAGCGAUGAUGAACAUCAACCUACAAGACAGAAACACCAUCGACAAUAAGAUGAUAAAUGACAAUGUGUACAUGAAUCAACCCUGGAUGGCAAAUCAUAAUCUUCAAUAGUUCCCAUUUGUCGCAACUCUUUCCACCACUUUUGUUCCAGUAGUCUCUAGAAGUAACCUGAAUUUAUGAUUGAGUACUUUACGAGCUCUAUAACUCGUAGUACUUGAUGUCACCAGUGAUACUGUUAUCAGAAUGUUUUCUACCUGAUCUUUUACAUUUCUUGAGCGAAAACUAUGGACUGUUAUCUUUGGCAUUAGAUAGAAUGAACCAACUUUAGUCACUGUUCAAAUCCAU
Messenger RNA from Juglans microcarpa x Juglans regia, 1292 nucleotides. Its product is annotated as heavy metal-associated isoprenylated plant protein 37-like. Bases 246 to 1058 code for a protein of 270 amino acids. The transcript has 3 exons. The record is from RefSeq and is a predicted model, not a curated record. NCBI's taxonomy places the organism in Eukaryota, Viridiplantae, Streptophyta, Magnoliopsida, Fagales, Juglandaceae. Gene Ontology annotation, molecular function: metal ion binding.